CCACUUGACGUCGGACGGACGACGGAAUGGUGGAGAGUGAUGCCACUGGUGGGCCUGAUUCGGCUCCCGAGUCUACUACUGUGCCAGAGCUGGCAGUGACUGCUCCGGAUGAUGCCAUGAAUGAGGAGAGCAAGACUGUGGUGGGGACCGAGGCUGGGGACAAUGACCGGACUGAUGGUGCUGUGUCAGAGCCGACUGGGGAUGAUGCUGGUGACGAUGGCGAUGAGGAUGCUCCGGUGACUGGGGGAAAGGACAAAGAAGUUUCCAAACCCGAGCCGGAGCCGGUCUCUGUCGCCAUCGAGGCCGAGCAAGACCAGGAUGAAAAGUACCUCAAGGCGUUCUUCACAAAGGUCGACCGCGCUCUCACGCCGUCAGCGGACAACCCGACCCAGCUCCUUGCCGACAUUCAUGGGUACAUGGACAAGGCAAUUGCCGAGCGCGAUGUCGAGCUCCCGGCACCCGAGCCGACCGCAGACGAUGCCGCCGCCGACGCCGCGCCGGCGCCCGCCGCCGAGCCUGUCCGCGGUGCAACCGUCUUUUCGCAGGUCUUCUUCAACAACGCGCUAUUUGUCAUGACCACCACCCUCGUCGACCGGUCAUACGAGUUUGAGUCGUGGGCGUCCGCGGCCGAGGCCUUUCUGGUCCGAGCCGUCACCUUUGUGUCGGGCGAGAUCCACGCCGCCAUUGCCGACGGCCGCGCCGUCGACGACAAGAUGAUGCGUGUGCUCGAGGGUGCUCUGCGGCCCAAGGGCCGAAUGUACAAGAACCACGGCCUGGUCUCGGAGCUCAGCACCGACGACCCCCGUGCUGCAGCCUACGCCCAUGGGGCGCAUGCUGCAGUCGUCAUUGCCCACUCGGCCGGCUCGAUCUGCGAGUCGGUCCACUUUGGCGCCGUCCUCGAGGCCUUUGUCAACGCCUCGGGCUUUGGUGCACUCACGGCGCUGCUCUCACUCGCCGACCUCGACGUCGCGCUCCUUGUCCGACUUCUCGAGCUUGUUGAAAAGGUCCGCGGCUGCCUGACCAAGGACUUUCUAGCCGCCACCGCCUCCGAGCUCCACGACGCCAUCCUCGCCUUCAUCAAGGGCCUGGACGACCGCGCCCGCCGCGAGGUUGACCUCGUCGACCUCGCCGACGUCCUCAACUCGCUCGCCAAGAUUGUCAUCGCUGCCGACGAGCCGCAGCUCAAUGCAGCCGUCCAAGAGUACAAGCUCCAGCUGGCGCUCGAGUUUAUGGGCCUCCCGUACAUCCGCGCCGUCGUCACCGCCAUCGACUGGAUCGUGCAUCUCACCAAGGUUGCUGCCGGCAAGAAGAAGGAGAACUCGUCGUUCCGCAAGGCACGCAGUGGCGCCGGAAGCUCGUCGCGGGCCUCGACAAGCACCUACUCGUACUCGGCCGCCGUCGCGUCGGCAUCGUCGUCGGCCGCUGGUCCGUCGCGCAAGCGCUCGAACUCGGACCCGGACCCGGCAGCGUCGACAUCGAUGGCCAUUGUCCCGGUCACUACCGUCCUGACUGACGGCAUCUACUUUCCGGGUGACGAGGACAACGCGCCGGUCGCCGGCUGCGCUUCGUUUGAGGAGCAUGUGACGUCGGGUGGUGGCAACGGGAACGCGGCCCGCGCCCGCUCCGCCAACAACUCGCCAGCCGGCUCGGAUGGCGAGGGCGGCGAGGAGCUUGUUGUCUUUGGCUCCAACCGCGGCCUCUCAGCACUCGACCCGCCGUCGCCCGCGCCGUCGUCAGCCGCCGCCUCGUCGGCUGCCUCGGCCGAGUCCUCACCGCGCUCGACCCGCAAGUCGCCGCCUUCGCCGCCGCCCAAGCCUCCGCCGCUCUUCCUCACCACCGAGUACCUCCUCGCCUGGAUGGAGGAGCAUGACAUUGUCUCGGCCAUCCUCCGGCUCGAGCACCCCGAGGCUGUCAAGCGCGGCGGCAAGAUCCUCGAGUUUAUCGCCUCGUCAUCGUCGCUCUCCACAGACGUCCUCGACCACAUCUGGUCGUCGGCGCUCAACGUCCACGAGUCAGUCCAGGUCAAGGUCUUUGAGCUUAUCGAGUCGCUGCUUCCACUUAUCGAGCCGGAGCAGGUCGACCACCUCUUCGACUCGAUCCUCAAGCUCACCGUCGACCAGUUCAACAACCAGGUCCUCUCCUUCCUCUCGGACUUUACCAAAAGAGCUAUCCUCGUCCACAACACCCGCGUCGCCAAGAUUGCCUCUGAUGCCCGUCGCAAACUCUCCGAGGCCCUCGCCUCGGACGAGGACGCCGCUGCCGCCGACGAGGCCACCAUCGCCGCCCUCCAAGCCGACAUUGAGGCCGCCGAGGCCGCCAAGGCCAAGCCCAAGCUCUAUGGUCUCGAGAUCUUCUGGGACCUGCUCGUCGAGGACUCGGCCGACGAGGCUGUCCUCCGCGAGGCUUGCCAGCACCUGCAGGCUCUCCUCAAGACCUACAAGCAGCAUCGCUCGCUCUUUCUCAAGCGCACCAUUGACAACGUCCACGCCGGCCGCAUCGUCUCCACCUCGCUCAGGCUGCUCUCGGAAAUCCUCGCCACUUGCCCGUCGUCGGACCUCGCCGCCACCAUCUCGUCGCUCGAGGAGUCGUACGGCGUCCUUUCGCCGCUUGCCGCCUCGCUAGCGUCGUGCGCCGCCGCCGACGACACCCAGGUCGAGCUCAAGCUCCGCCUCUCCACCCUCGAGUUUCUCCUCACCCGCUCGCCGCUCGAGCUCCCCAUCGACCAGGCUCUGGCGAUCUGGGACGGCAUCCUUGCUGCCGGCGCCCCCGACGUCGCCUUUGACUGGUUCUCCUCGCUUCCGGCCCGAGUCCUUGUCGACCCGUACAAGAAAGCCUCGGCACGAACCUCGUCCACGUUCCCGGUCAUGACGGCGGCUCUCACCGACGCUCUCUUCACUCAGCGCCUCAUGGAGCUCCCGGUUGCCUCGUUCACCUCGGCCGGCAUGGUCCUGUAUCAGGAGUUCUUUGUCGCCGUCAACGCCCGCCGCCGCGCGCUUCGCCGCCUCGGUGAGACCGCUUUCAAGAUCAAGGACUUUGACGGCCUUGUGGGCCUCGGCAAGCUCUGGCGCCUUGCCUUUGAGGUCUCCGCUGACGAUGUGGCCAACCCGGCGUUGCUCAUGCUCCGCAUGACCCACACCUCGGUCUCGUCGCGGGUCGAGCCGCUUGCCCUCGCCGCCGUCCGCACCGCCUUUGCCGACAAGACCUUUGGCCUGCUCGUCUCGUUUGCCUCGGGUGGCCAGGGUGAUGGCACGGCCAAGUACGCCGCGCGCGCGCUCUACCUCCUCACCGAGGUGGUCAACGCCGAGGCCGGCGCCGCCCUCGGUGCCUCGGCCCUCCUCUCGGCCGACCGGUUUGACCAGCUCUUUGCGCUCCUCGCCACCGCGCCGGCCAACCGCGCCGCCCUCUGGCAGCUCCUGCAGGCACUUCCGGCCAACCUGGACCUGGCGAGCUCGCUCGACGCGCUUGAGCGCGUGGGUGAGACCGGCCCCAUCGCCGCCCUCGCCAAGUUUGCGCCAGACUCGCCGCUCUUUGUCUUUCACCAGCUCUACGUCCUCCUCCUUGUGCAGGCCAGGAUUGCGGACCAGCCGGCGUGGGCCGAGCAGUUUGUCGCCGCUGGCGGCCUGGUCCACUGCGUCGAGCUCUUCACCUCGCCGCAGCUCCUCGACCGCGAGACUGACGACUUUGCCUACGCCAAGCAGCUGUCGUCGCUCCUCGCAGUUCUCAUUAACUCCAUCUUCACCUCGGGCCUGCUCUCGCCCGAGACGCUCGCCGGCACCCUCGACGCCUCGUUUGUCCACGGGCUGAUGGACCAGAUCACCCAGCUCGCGUCGCCGCAAGAUGUCUCCACCUCGGAUACUCUGCUCGAGCUCGAGGCCAAGAUGCCGUCCAAGGCCUCCAAGGUGGCCGACCGCAUCGCCAACUGCCACUACGGCGCCAACAAGCUCCACACCAAGUGGGUCAUCGAGGGCUCGGCCCACUACCAGGUCGCUGCCUACUGCAUCGACUACAACACCCAUCGCCGCGCCCAGUCGAUGGUGGCCUGGAUCGGCGACGACGACUCGCUCGGCAACAAUCCCAACUCCGAAGGCGAGCACCCGCGCGCUGUUGUUCUCGAGGGUGAGUCGUUCCACAACGGUCAGUGGGUGGUGUGGGACGUCCAUGGCGAAGGCACUUUUAACCUCGUCAUCGACACGGUCGGCAACGAGCCGCCCAACUGGACCCUCUCUGCCAUACUUGUCGACAAGUCGCCGAAUGGGAGCCGCGGUGAGCCGACCGACGGCUACCCGGCGCUUGUUACCAUCGACUCCAAGACCCAGGGCAAGUGGCGCGGCGUGUAUGGCGCGUGCGGCGGUGUUCUUCUCGGCAAAGAGGAUUACAUUGUGCCACCUCGGGUCUCGGGCCCGAGCACGCCCAAGUUUGCCUCGUUUGACACCAAGGGCGCCCUCAAGUACGCCUGGAUCCACGCCCUCACCUCGGAUCCGCGCGGCAUGCAGAUGGUGCCGGACCCCGAGGCCGAUGACUUUGACGCUCUCGCCGACGACGACUCGGACGACGAGGCCGAGCCGGUGGAGGACACAAAGCCGGCUGGAGCCGCCAACCAGACGUCAUCGCGCAAGGCUGCGCCCGUCGUCCGCGGCGGCGAGGCCGGUCGCAUCGCUGCCGCCCGUGCGGCGUCUGCUGCUGACGAGGCCGCCGCGGCUGCCACCUCGGCAACCGCGCCGAUGCCGGUCGACAAGCCUGCUUCCGGUGCAGAUGCCGCAGGUGGUGCCGAUGCCGCAGGUGCUGCCGAUGCUGCCGAUGACGCUACAGGCUCGCCCGAGGGCCUCAUGUCGAUGCUUGUGGCGUCGAUCGGCUCGGCGCCGGGCCUCAUGCCGGCGGUGCUGUCGUACCCAGGCCUCACCGAGUGGCUCAAGACCGUGCUGCUGACCGGGACCGACACUGCAGCGCGCGGCCGGGUGGCAGCCGGCCUGCUCUCGCUGGUGGGGAUGGACGCGGCAACGCUCGGCACGCCGCUGCUUGAGCUCAUGAGCUCUCUGCUUGACAGGGCCGAGGAUCUCCGCGACGAGGUUGCCUCUUUUGCGCAGUUCUUUGAUGUUCUCGCUGGCCUGCAUGCGGCGGCGACGUCGGCCGACGAGGCGAGUGCCCUUGUGCCGGGCCUUGUGGACGCGGUGGUCUCUGCGCCGUUUGUGGAGGAUUACGAGGACCUCGAGGCGUCGGAGGAUAGCCUGUUUGCAGGCCGGCUUGCUCUAGCUGCGCAGGUGCUCGAGCUUGCGGGUGCGUCGGGUGUGGCCGCCAUUCCGGGCGGCGUUUCGUCGCUGGUUGAGCACCUGGCGGACGUGGUGCUAUUCGGCAUGCCGGCGUCCAAGACGGCAGACCCCGUGCCCAAGGCCAAGACCAAGGGCACGCGCGAGGCUGCGUUCAAGCUCCUCUCCGCGCUGGCGGCCAAGGCCGAGGCUGGCUCGCUGGCCAAGGUCCUGGGGCUUGUGGAGGGGCUGUACGGCAAGGCCGAGUUGCCGGGCAACGACGACUGGGGGCUGGACAUGUCUGGCGAGGUGACGACGUCGGGCGGGACCGGGCAGGCCGGCUCGCACGGCGGCCAGGCGUAUGCCGGCCUCCGCAACCAGGGCUGCACCUGCUACAUGAAUGCCACGCUCCAGCAGCUGUACAUCAUUCCGCAGCUCCGCGAGGCUAUUCUCAAGGCGCCAAUUGAUGAGAAGCUGAGCGAAGAGGAGCUCAAGGGCAACAUCAUGUUCCAGCUGCAGCUCCUGUUCGCGUACAUGCAAGAGUCGAAGACGUCGUGGGUGGAGACCAUCGACUUUUGCAAGACGGUCAAGCUCAACGGGCAGACGAUCAAUGUGCGUCAGCAGGAGGACGCCAACGAGUUCUUCAACUCGCUUGUCGAUCAGCUCGAGCCGUUCAUCAAGGGGACCGAGGCCGAGGAGAUGUUCAACCUCGCGUUUGGCGGGCGGUUCAUCAACCAGAUCAUUUCGCAAGACUGCAAGCACACCCGCGAGCGCGAGGAGGACUUUUUGACCAUGACGGUCAAGGUGCAGGGCAAGCGGAACCUAGAGGAGGGCCUCAACUCGUUUGUGGACGCGGACGUGCUCGACGGAAACAACAAGUACCACUGCGAGGACUGCGACGCCAAGGUGACGGCGCGCAAGCGGUGCUGCAUUCAGCACCUGCCAAACCUUCUCGCGCUGCACUUGUGCCGCUUCGAGUUUUCGUUUGAGACCUUCCAGAACGUCAAGGUCUACGACCACUUUGAGUUCCCCAUGGACCUCGACAUGCGGCCGUACACCAAGGAGGGCCUUGCGGCCAAGGAAGGCACACCGAUUGCCGACGAGCUUGUCCGGCCGGACUCGUACUAUCAGUACGAGCUGGUCGGUAUCCUCAUCCACUCGGGCUCGGCCAACGCCGGCCACUACUACUCGUACAUUCGCGAGCGCGAGGUGGCCGACGACACCGAGCCGCGGUGGUUUGAGUUCAACGACCGCCGCGUCACGCCGUUCUCGGUCGACUCGAUUCCGGCCCAGGCCUUUGGCGGCAACUACUCGGGCAUGUCGACGUCGGCCAAGCCGUUUUCGGCGUAUAUGCUCUUCUACGAGCGCAAGACCAAGUAUGGAGUGCGGACUUACGACGCAACACCGCUGCCCGGCCUCACCGCCGCCGCCGACGCCGCCGCCGCCGCCGACGCUACCGACAACCCGGCUAUCCUGGACAAGAUCUGGCGCGAUGCAGUGACGUCGGCGUCGAACAAGGCCUUCCUCUCGGCGCCGACGCUCGAGUUUAUGUGGGACCUGGUUUUGCUGCAGACUCGCGAGCUCGACGCCAUCGAGCCGGUCACCGACUACCGCGACCGACCGAGGCCGAGCUGACCGAGCCAGGCCUCUUUGCCACCAUUCGCUUUGGCGUCCGCCUCAUCAUGGACAUUCUCAUCCACACCCACCACUCGGAGCCAGUCCCGUCCAAGAUGGAGUACGUUGCGUCGCUGCUGCGCAAGUCGGUGCCGGCGUGCAAGUGGCUCCUCGACACGUUCAUCGCAACCAAGUGGCUCGACAACGCGCUGCUGGCGUGCCCGCAGGCCCCGUGGCGGCGCGCUGUCGCCGACCUGGUUGUAGUCGCCCUCUCUGCUGUCGUCCCGCACGAGCAGGACUACUGGUUUGGCGACGCCCGGGCCAAGGGUGACGAGGCUCAUGCCGAGCCUGCAGCAGAAGCCGACGACAAGGCUAACGAUGGGGCCACAACCGCGGUCAAGUUUAUCAACAAGCUCAUUGCACUCCUUACCGAGUCUGCAUACAAGCCGCCGGUCAAGACGGAGGAGCUGCUGUACACGCUGCUGCAGUUUGCGCAGAUCGGGCUCGGCCCGGUGCGGUACCUGGUGUCUGUCAAUGCGAUCACGGACCUCAUUGCACUGUACGAGACACACAAGCCGUCACACUCGCCGGCAGCCAAGGCGCAGCACACGACGCUGGUCAAGCUGCUGGUCAAGCUGGUGACCGGGUGCCAGAAUCCGUGCCACGCGUCGUACCGCAAGCGGCUGCCCGAGGGUGCUCUGCCGGCGCCGACCGGCAUCGCGCUCCCACCCAAGGCUGUCUCUGUCCUCACCUCCAAGACAGUGCUCCAGCCGCUGCUGCGGUUCGCCGAGUACGCCGACGACAUGCGGGAGAUGUGCACGCACCUGGCGUUUGGCAACCGCAUGGUGUCCAAGCUUGUGCUCGACGUGUGCAUUGCCGGUACCUCGUCGUACGUGUCGACCGAUGUCCAGCGCGAGCUGUACACCUCGACAGCCGCGGCGCUCAUUGCGCUGCCGGACGACGACUCGCAGUGGCGGGCGCUCCACUGGAGCAAAGCGGUGGUCACUGCGCUCACCAACAACCAGCGGGUGCCCAAGACCCGCGAGGUCUACCUCGCGUACAUUGUCGAGCGGGCCAAGGCCGACGACGGGUUCCGCGUCAUGGUCGGCAACUCGGCCAAGCUGCACAAGCUCAUCUCGGCCUCGGCCCCGAUCCGCACUGUGGUGCAGAACAAGUACCACGACAUCUUCAUCCACCUCUUCCCCAAGAUGCAGGCCGUCGUCGAUCUGCCGAUUUCGUCGUCAACCGCCUCGCGCCCCGUUGUCCGCGUCCUCACCGAGGCCGACCACAAGGCCGACAACGACGCCAAGGGCAAGGACGAUGUCGAUCCGGCCGACGCCGCAGCCAUGGCGCUGGUCCCGAUCUCAGACGUCUCGGAUGUGGUCGAAUGAAGAAUGAAUGCACCAUUGUGGCA
Messenger RNA from Thecamonas trahens ATCC 50062, 8271 nucleotides. Its product is annotated as ubiquitin carboxyl-terminal hydrolase 34. NCBI's taxonomy places the organism in Eukaryota, Apusomonadida, Apusomonadidae. Gene Ontology annotation, molecular function: cysteine-type endopeptidase activity; cysteine-type deubiquitinase activity. Gene Ontology annotation, biological process: protein deubiquitination. Bases 27 to 6878 code for a protein of 2283 amino acids. The record is from RefSeq and is a predicted model, not a curated record. The transcript has 2 exons. Gene Ontology annotation, cellular component: cytosol; nucleus.